GACGAGGAAACACGUAUCGGACGAUCGUUUGAAGUUAGUGAAAAAACGCGCGCGCUUCAGUUUUGUACCAAAUUCUUGAUUUGACGAUGUUCCGGCACAUUAUGCAUUAGUGGUCAAACCCAUGCUGGUACCGUUUUAUCAACGACCCAAAGAAUAACAUUGUGAAGGAUUUAAUUCCCGUCGUAUCAUUCACCAGCGCAACAAGUGGUUGAAACAAAGGACGACCCGAGUCGUUGGUUCCCAUUCGCAAGGCAGUUUGUUUAAAUGCCCGACCUGUAGUGAACUGUGCGGCGAUUUAACAAUUGGUUUCUAUUUGGAAGGGGUCAAGCGGCUCCGUGGAUUGCAUCGCACGCUUUCUCAAUCGUUGUUCAAUGGUGUCCUUCGUUCGUAGAUAGGCUGUUCUUGUCCUGUUGUUGUGGUUGUUUGGUUUUUCUGUCCGUGCCGGAAUUUAGCGUCCCCCGGUGUCUGGCAAGACUUGCUCGGUUGUUCGGUGGUGGUGGAGGUAGUUUGUUUCUUUCAUUCGUCGUUUGUUUGCCUCCACACAUCUUCGACUGCUUCCUUCAAGGACUUCUCAACGAUUCAUGGCGACAUACCUCCGGCAAGGAGUGAAAGAAUCCAAAAGGAAACGCGCCGACAAACUGCACGUCGCAGAAAACAACAAGCCAUACGGAACUGGAGAACUUGCGCUAACGGGAGGCAAAGAUCACAUUGCGGUACGAACGCGUUUGCUAACGAAUCCUUCCGUUCUCGAUACGCUCGAUUCCGUUCAUCGGUCGCUGCUGUUGAACAAUCUCCAGUUUGAGCCCGAUGAACGACACGCUCUAAUUGAACGAAGUUCUUCCAACACCAGCCACGGGUCAACCACAACCGAUGAGCUAUUGAGCAACGCGGAAGAACCACUCGAGUCUCGAGCGGCCACUAGACAACAUCUGACACUGGACCAGAACGACCAACGACGCCACGGGAAGGUAAAUAUUGCAACAGCUUCGGCCUGGCCGACGAGCGAUCGUGGCUCGUGUGGCGUUCGUGUCGGAAGCCCAGCGGUAGUACGAAACCAUGACGCCACAGUGACCGAGGAGCCGUCCGAUGAGGACUGGAACAACAAUCUCAGCGGUAGCAGUCGGGUGAAGAUGAUGGUUCAACAGUUCGAGAAGGCGAAGGGAGCUGCUGGCAACGUCGAACCACCUCCUAGGACGCUGGAGUCGACGGUCGGGAGUCGGCUCUUUGCCGCCGGAAACGACCCGUGUGAUGUGGAAACGAGCGACUUUGAAAGUGCGAGUGUGACCAGCAGUGGGAGUAGCGCAGGAGGAGAUGGUGGGUGUCGAAGUGUGCGCACCAGCUCGGCGUUCAGCGAAGGCAGCCGUGAUGUGGCCAGUAUCGAGCGGUUCGACUUGGUGGCGGCGGAAACGCAAACGACUAACGACAUCAGCCAGCAGCAGCAGGAGGAAUUGGGUGGCCACAGCACGAUGAUUACCAUUAAUAUUAACUACCGAUGUGAUACUAAUCCUCUAAGGACGAGCAAAGGGGCUUCGGAAGCGGAAGCGGAGGAAAAGGCUGUUGAUAUCGUAGUGUCGGCGCCGGCCGAAGCGGUUGAUUUUAAACCGGUUUCCGGCGGGGAUCGGAGAUUUGCAUCCAAGGCAGCUCAUGCAGCAAAGACUGAAGCGGGUGAAUUGAUGGACAUGGAGGAGGCGGAACAAGGAAUCCUUUUUGGUGGCGGGUACGGGGGUGACGGCCACAAAGUAGAACAGUUGGAAAAAAGGAGUAGUAACUGUGGCCUGCACCAUAAGACUGAUCAUCAUGCCAAGCAUCGCCGCAGUUCGUUGGCAACUAAUCGUUCUUGUCAAACGCCGGAAAACGAAGAAUACCACGACUGUGAUGAGCUUCAUGAUUCGACGCUUUCCUUCUAUGAGCAAGCAACCUCGCAGCCUGUCACGCCUCAGGAUUCCGAGAAGAAGCGUAGAUCCGCCGACCGCAACUCUCCCAGCACAUCGUCUGAUGGCGAAAACGGCGAUGUUCUUGAUGGCGCUACCGAAGAGCCGAUGAUCAGAAUAGUCCAGGAGCUGUCGGAGGAUCACCAGGAGGUCUCAUCGUCGAUAACGUUGAACAAGGCACAAAUUAAGGAGAUGCAAAAGGCGAACGGCGGAGGUGUUGAGAUGCAAGACAUCGACGACGAAAAGCCCGAAAAGAGACGGAAGUCAAGAACGAGCGGUGGGAGCAUCGGCAGCAGCAAGAAACGCCACGAGAAGUCCAACUACCGGCAGCAGCGUAUCAUGGAUGACAAUUUUUGUAACGAAAUACUGGACUCCACGAUACACUUUGAUCGGCUGUACGGCAUUAAUCGGAGGAAGGGUGCUGAGGACGGUAAGGCCGCAUCAAAAUCACCGUCCCCACCGCUACGAUCCCGUCCGGAGGAGUGCUUCAGCGAUUUCAUAGUGUGCGACAUCGUCUCGCCCGGUGAUGAGUCCUUCGAUUCGGUCAUGUCCGUCGGCAAGUUGGAGGGAAAACCACGCUUUUCCGGCAAAACAAUGGGCCGGUUGAUGAUGAAGCGGUUGAAAAAGCUGCAGCACGCGACAUCGAAGGGGGGAAGUGGGCAAAGUGCGUCAUCCGAUGCAUCAACAACUAGUUCCUCGCUACAAACGAGCGGACCGAAGAAACCUCCCCGUACCUUUGCCAACUCGCCGAAGCGACCGUUACAGGUUGCGCCAUCCUGUCCUGCGCGCAGGGAAUUGGAAGACAGUGAUCCAUCGGUGCACGCAAUCGGUUGGAAGUUGGAUGGCAAACCAAAAUCCCAUCAGGUCGGGUGGACCGUCCCGACGGCCGAGGUGGUUGGUAUUGGGAAGAACCUUUCGAUUCCAGCGCAGGUUUACAGCAUGCUGCACUACUCGGAGGAUGAAAGUAGAAAGAGGUUGAUAAAGACGGGAAAUUCCAGGCCAGCGCCACAACAGUCUUCUGCGGGGAAGAGUGUACUGGCUUCAAAGCAUACGGUUAAAAGUGAUCCACUCGGUCCAAAGCUCGACAUUGACACGGUCGAUGGAGCAAUGACACCACCACCUCGCCGUCACUCGUCGUCGACGGAUUUCGAUCGGUUUGUGCGCGAAUCGAACGUGAAAAGUACCCCCAACCGUAGAGGCGAACUGCAGCGGCCCGGUGGAGGCGGUACGGGAAGUGUCGCAACUCGUCGUCUGAUCGAACAGUUCCUCAACGAGGAGCGUCAAAGUAAUGCGGCCCACCGGAAACUGCCCGCGGAACGUAGACGUCGCACGACGGGUGGAAUAUUCGAACGUCGCCGUCAACAGCAGGAGAAUUUUUUAGACGAUGCCAGGCGCUCGAACCAUGAGCCACGGAGAAGAAAGGUGAAACGGGAAGCGGUCACGCAGCAAACACAACAGCUGCUCGUCGCCGAGAGUGAAUGUUGUCCUAUGGCGGCACGCCGAGCUGAAUCGCUGGCUCGCAACAACAGCAACAGCCACAGCGGUGCCAGUGUCGGUGGCAAAGUAGCGAAACGGCGCACCUUUCGCAAGGCGACCAUCCUGAAACGAACGCGCACACUGUUCGAGGCGUCGAAGAAGAAGAUAUGGUCGAUAAAAAAGUUUGAAACUCCGAAAAAGAUGAACACCGUAAGUAGCACCAACACGACCACUCCGUCCCAAUCGUAUGCCGGCCGCGAUCCGAACAUUAAUCGCAAUAGCUCGGUGAAGAAAAAGCAAAAUCUUCACCACAAACAUCUGGGCUUCACGCCGGAUCACUUGCGUUGCAAAUCGUGCUCGAACCCGAGGCCACAGCAUCCGGCGCUGGAGGAAGAUCGUUCAGCGUCGGACGAAGAGGAGGAUUUAGAGGAAGCGAUCGUUCCGCUUGCUCAUCGUGCGACGCAGCACGCCGUACCGCAGAGGGAAUCUGUUCCUACGGAGUCAAAUAAAGAAAACGAUUUCGGUCGGGACAGACGAACGAAGGUGGAAACGAACCGCAAGUCGGCACGUAGUCUAAACUUUGCCGGCGCCCGCCCGACGCAAUCUUCACCGGGGCGGAGAAAGGAGGAGGACGACAAAAUGUCCCCACGCAAGAGUGGCAUACAGUUGUUGAAUGAAAAACUGAAAACGUUGCGUAAACUCUCACCUAAAAAGAUGUUCCGUUUUGCUUCACAGUCUUCUACGGCCAGCUCACGGGAGCAUGGUCCGGUUGCGGAUCAAGAAAACCACAGCCAUGGAGAUUUCCACUCGUUUGACGAUUUAAACGUGAGCAACGUGGCGCAUAUGGGCGAUUUUCUGAGCAAUAUUCGACACAUGGUGGAUGGUGGUGACAGUGGCACGCAGGAAAGUUACGGCCGGCGGACGAUCCAUGGGAGGCAAGUGGACGUGCACGCUCCCGAAGAGGACGAUGAACCGAUCUAUCAGGAGAUUUCCCCGAAGGGAGUCAAAACGGUCCUGAACGAGUUCAUCAGCGCCGAAACGAACAAACGGUACUUGAUGGUGAACAACAAUCCGAACAUACUUUACGCGACGGUAAGCAAGACGAAGGGCACCCGGGAGCGUCCGGGGCUCGCGGUGAUGAGGGCACGAUCACUGACAAACGUCGCUUCGGUGGGCGUUGCGGCGGAUCCAAUCGUAACGUCCACACCGGUAAGCAAGCAGCAAAACAAUACCAGCAAAAGUCAGAUGAAACCUUCUAACCGGCGGGGUGCAAUCCUUUUCUCCGAUGAUUAUGAUGAUGAUGAUCAUGAUAACCAUAAUCAUCGUUGUGCUCGUGAAGGUAGUAGUGAUCAGCGUAUGGCUACGGGAGACACCGAGCCGGAUAGCUACCUCUACAAAACGGCCGUGGCCGAAAGUAGCUGUCACUGUCCAGGUCGACACUAUCCCGAGCGAACGGCAAGACAAACCGUCACCGCUGUAACCGCCGCCAGUUCAUCCACCCGGCGAUCACUGUUUAGCCAGGGUUCAUCGCUGCGAUCGACGAGGGAGCAGACGGAUCAAUCACGCCUGUCAACUGAUGAUAGUGAUAUUUCGGUUUUGCAGGACGAAGAGCAGGGGUACAGCGACGUAACGGGUUCGGAAGUGGGGCCGGCAGUCGUAGCGGAGCCACCAAUCGUGCGGGAACGGGUCGAAGAUCGCUUGAUGGAGGGUUUUACCGUGCGCAGAAUUGAACACGAACGUUUCCAACAGAAAGCAGCACCAACUGCCAGGGAGGACGGGUACGGGCGGGGACAGAACAGUGAGGAUAAUUAUUCGUUUGAAAAGGAUAUCAUAGUUGAAGAACGUAAAGACCAGGGACCAUCGGGGAGCUCGGAAAGUAAAGCACGUCCCAUUCCGCCGCUUCGGAAUAAGAAGAAUAACAACUUUGGAGCUGCACCACUCGGAUGCUUCGAUACGGACAGUGAGAUCGAAUCACUUCGACGGUACGACGAUAGGGAAAUAGAGGAGUUGGUCGUUUCAUUGCACAACAACGUGACGCUCUCGGAUAUGGGAUCGCUCGAAACGGGUACGACGGCGUCAUCGGCAGCCAACGAUAUCGACAGGAUCGGCGGAUACGAUACGGUCGAUCUAGCGCCACCCGUGUCCCGCGUGUUUCGUUGCCCUCCGGAGAAGUUCGACCAUCGUCGCAAUCUAACCGUCGAUACCGUGGACGUGUCCGAGUUGAUCAGCCACCGCGGGGAGGGCGACACCUUCGCCACGUCGAACGUUUCUCCGAUCGGCGGUUCACCGUCCGGUAAGAAUUCUUCAUCCUCAACUGUGAUGCGAAACCUGAAGGACAAAUUGCGAUCCUCGUUUCGUAAGAGCAAAAGUUUCAUCAAAAGUGAACGCCAGCGUUUCGCCAACUACCUGCUAGAGGAUCGUUCGAGCAGCAAAGGAUCCGGUUCCUCUUCAUGUUCUUCGUCGUCUACAUCCAGCUCGCCCGGGAAGGGCGAGGGAAAGGUCAGACAGCCUGCUCAGCGUACUUCGGUGGCUGGAAGCGAUCCGGAUUCGGAUGGAAUGUAUCGUUCGGUAGCCGAUGGAAGCAGCAGUGCCAUCGUUUCAACCAACGGUGGUUCGAUGACGGAACUGAGCAACCAGUACAUGUCGGAGCUGAUCUUGCAGAUCAAACGGCAGGCGGAUGCCCGCAAGCAGCUGAAGCAAGCGGUAGCCAUUUGUCGAGGAACGCGCGAGUUUGAGUGCUCGCAGGAGUUGAUCGAGGCCGAACGGCUGCUACUGUUGGCCACUCUGAAGGAGACGGCGGCUCGCAAUGAGUUGAGCCGUAUCGAUUACGCGGCCAACGGGAUGACGCUGGCCAAGCGCAAACGUGUCGGUGUGGUGGCGCUUAAUCACUUUGAGUUCCCGCUAAAGGAAACGGCCAUCAGCGAUGCACUGUUCAACUACUUCUAUGUCGUCGUCUGUACGUACAAGGACCAGGUCAAAGGAACGGUGGCAAUGGAGCGACGCAGCGACGGGCGGGUGUACUUCCGCGAUUGCGAAAUUCGAUUCCACGACCUCGACGCGGACUACGAGAUUCGCGUGGAGGUAUUCGUUUUGCGGCUUCGGAAAAACAUGAAAAACUAUAGCUUCGAGAGCCGAUACCAUCUGGACAAGGAUUCGCAGAAACGCCCGCUCGGAUGUCCGUCACCAUCGAAGAAACUGCGCGAAGCUGGAAGGAUGCUCUCGUUCCGCUCUAGUUCUCCCAAAUCAUUCGAUUUCGACAAUGAGUUUUCCCGCUUUAAAUCGCAGGGUUUUCUCACGCUCACCUCUUUCACGCUGCUCACCAGCUCCUCGAGUGGCGGAGAACCGGCAGAACUAGGCGGAACGUUCGAUGCCACCUACGCCACGGCUCGUACCGCCGAAGUCCGGAGCGAGCAACCGACGGCAACGUUCCUGAGCGUGCCCGAUGAUGUGGCCGAACAGUCGUCGGUUCACGGCGCAUACUAUUCGGUAUCGAGUAACUUCCAGCAGCUGGUUCGGCGGCAGGGCAACGACAAUGUUUUCCUGGUGGAGGAUUUCAAGUACCUGACGCUCGACUCGAUGGCGUACACCUCGAACAUGGCCGGCACGAUCGGCAUGAGCGUCAACAGUGAGGUACGGUUCGAGAGUUCCGACGUUUGCGGGUUUUUGGACGUGGGCGCGAAGAGCGACGGCAGUGAGGUGAUCAGCUGGAACCGGCGCUGGUGCAAGGUGAAUGGAUUUGCGCUGGAAUUCUGGAACUAUCCACAAGAGUGCCAAGAAAAGCAACCGAUACAGAGCAUCGAUCUGGUCCGGUGUGUCAACGAACGGAUCGAGCUGGCCGAACGUUCCAUCUGCUCGCGUCCCCGCACGCUCAAGGUGGACAUCUUCGCCUCUCAGGUUGCCGCUCAGGCCAGCUGUAACAGCAGUGGGAUAGGAAGCUACAAGAGCACCGGCGCGCCAACGAGCCCCAACUCGCUCGGGGAGGCUCAAAGUACGGUUUCGGGCAGUGAGCGUAUUCGCGCCAUGUCUCCCACCGGGGGACGCAUCCGAAGCAAUAUCGUGUGCUUCCUGCUUGCCGCUGAUACCCAAGCCGACUUAAAACGCUGGCUAAGCGAGUUGAACCGAGUUGUGAAGUUUUUAAAAGAGUGGAAAAUCUAAAACUCCCUCAGUCGUACUGAACUUAUAGGACAAAUGGAGAAUUCUCGCAUAACAUACAUGAUUGUUUUCAUUUAGCUAUGAAACACAUUUUAUAAUACUUGUUCUAUUUUCAACUAGUUGUAUUUAACGAGUCACGAACUGA
Molecule: messenger RNA, 7704 nt
Organism: Anopheles coustani
Lineage: Eukaryota; Metazoa; Arthropoda; Insecta; Diptera; Culicidae
Exons: 6
Coding region: 582-7562 (2326 amino acids)
Biological process (GO): septin ring organization; actomyosin contractile ring assembly; mitotic cytokinesis
Cellular component (GO): actomyosin contractile ring
Source: RefSeq, a predicted model, not a curated record